AUGGAGAAUGUUGCACUUCGACAGAAAGCUUACCAGACCAAUAUUUAUCAAGGUUUAGAUGCCAGCAGAGCUGUGGAUCGGGGCUCGUCAUACUCCCAUUACAGUGGUUCAUGCGCUCACACAUAUAGCACUGCAAAUGCCUACUGGGAGGUUGAUUUGGGUAGAAAAUAUUUCAUUGACCACGUGACCAUCUUCAACCGCCAGGAUUGGAUAUCGGAUCGGUUGAGAGAUGUAGAGCUAUAUGUCGGCCUGACGAAAAGCAAUUAUCAACGAUAUGGUUAUCACAAAGGAGUUGUUGGUUUAGUGUAUACGUUCGAGCUAGCAGAAUCCGUCAUUGGACAGUGGGUUCGGAUAACAAGAAUUCCGUCUGUAGUUGACUACCUGACACUUUGCGAGGUUCAGGUUUUUGCAUUCAAUGCUGCUAAGUUCUUUAUAAUAGAAAAUUCCUUGAUGGGUACAGAGACAUUCAUACAAGCUUCGAUAAAGACGGCAUCGACCCACCACUGCGCUUAUAUAUGUCACAAAACAGACGGAUGUGACGAUGCAAGAUAUCACGAAGAUACGCAUAUGUGUGAUCUGUUGGCGUCCAGUAAUACGGAGGAGGCUGUUGCUGGAACAAUGUUUAUCCUAAAAUGAGUUACGUUCUAAGACUUAGAAUUCCUUAAAUAAUGUUUUGAAUGAAUGCAGCAAAUAUGUUAGGAUACAUAAGGUUGAAAUGAAACUUUGAUAAACAUGUACCAUGAUGGUUAGUGCACAACCGUCAACUGGUGAAAUAACUGAAUACAUGUAUAACUGAAUUAAGGUAUUGGUAAGGAAAAUAAAGGGAAAUAUGAUUCGUACUGAGCAUUGCUCAAGACAUGUCUUCAGGUGUAUGUAAAUGUUACGAAAUUUUAAAGUUCUUCUUUGGUUACAUAGAAAAAUAAUAAAUUUGUAUGAUUGUUAGAUAGUAUGCAUUGAUAAAAUUGCAAAAAUGAUGUAUGUGUGACUGAAUAAAAAUGUCAUGUAAAGGACCAGGAAUUCAUGACGCUUCAAUUUUGUUCUGCAUCAUUUUCGUUUGUAUAUUCGAUAUAUAUACACGCAUAAUUUUUAUAUUUACUGUCUACUACUAUACUCAUUAACGUUUCAAUGUUUAGUAUCUGCCGUACAUGUUUUAGAAAGAAAUCUACGGCUUAUCUAUCAAAUACCCCAGUCACACAUACGGCGCGGAUAGCUACG
Molecule: messenger RNA, 1215 nt
Organism: Mercenaria mercenaria
Lineage: Eukaryota; Metazoa; Mollusca; Bivalvia; Venerida; Veneridae
Product: fucolectin-like
Exons: 4
Coding region: 1-636 (211 amino acids)
Source: RefSeq, a predicted model, not a curated record